This is a messenger RNA of Cucumis sativus (cucumber), 2922 nucleotides long. Its product is annotated as type IV inositol polyphosphate 5-phosphatase 7. The transcript has 8 exons. The record is from RefSeq and is a predicted model, not a curated record. Gene Ontology annotation, biological process: phosphatidylinositol dephosphorylation. The coding region runs from base 461 to 1963 and encodes 500 amino acids. NCBI's taxonomy places the organism in Eukaryota, Viridiplantae, Streptophyta, Magnoliopsida, Cucurbitales, Cucurbitaceae. Gene Ontology annotation, molecular function: phosphatidylinositol-4,5-bisphosphate 5-phosphatase activity; phosphatidylinositol-3,4,5-trisphosphate 5-phosphatase activity; inositol-polyphosphate 5-phosphatase activity.
UGAGGUUUAUAUCUCUCUAAAGUUCCUUUCACUAUUCGCUGUCUUUCCCUCAAACUACACCCCAUCAAAUAUACACACUAUUACUCUCUCUCUCUCUCUCUCUCUCUCUAACUUUCUCUCUCUCUCCUAACCUUCUUUGACUUCUACUCUCUCUCUCUCUAGAAGUUGCCGCCUGCAGUUUCUUUGUUGAACCCCAUUUGGGUUCCUUUUCAAAAUUAAAAUCUCUUUUUUUUUUCUGCAUAGAAUUGGGCGGUAAGCACGAUGGUUUAUGAAGAAUUAUUGGUCCUCAUUGAAGUUUAGAAGAGGAGAGGGUCAAAGUCAGAAAUUAUUGUUAUUGUUACCAUAAAGCACUUUUGGGAAUUAUUUAGCGCUUUUGUAUGGAGAACAGCAAUAUUAGUUAUGACUUUAUGAUCAGAUUAUAUAAAUUUGAACAAUACCAUAUGAUUUCUUCUUCAAAGUAAUGGAAGGGGAGAAUCAGAAGUCUAAAUCCAGUAGGUUCCUCAAGUACUGGUUCACUACUGCAAAGCACAAGAAACCUGACCCAUGUUAUCCCAACAAUGAGAUUUCUGAAGAUGGAGAUGAUUACGAAAGUGAAAACUUUCUGGGGAAGGUCCUUUCUCGGUCGGUUGACAUGGGUCCAUGCAAAUUAACAAAUGAAUUAAGAAUCUUUGUGGGUACUUGGAAUGUGGCCGGGAGAUCGCCGAUCGGAAGCUUGGCAGUCGACUUAGAUGAUUGGCUCAACCUCAAAGAUGCUGCAGAUUUGUACGUUCUUGGGUUUCAAGAGAUUGUACCGUUAAAAACAAGGACAGUGGUCGGAGCAGAGGACACAACCAAAGCAACAAACUGGAACUUACUGAUUGGAAAAAUUUUGAACGACAAAUAUGGAUGCCCAUGGCUAACGCCAAUGAUGAUGAAUGAAGCCACCGGGGACGGGGACUACACAAGAAACACAAACCUUAACAGACCAAUGAGAUUCCCCGGCGGAGAUCAAACUCCGAUCAAAUUCCAGGGCAGAAUUCCGGCGAACAGGGUAAUGGGAGGGAGCAGAUACGUGUUGUUGGCAAGCAAGAAGAUGGUGGGAGUGUUUAUAAGCGUAUGGAUAAGAAGAGAUUUGGUGAGAAAAUAUUACAUAUCGAAUGUGAAGGUUUGUUCAGUGGCCUGUGGAAUAAUGGGCUAUUUAGGGAAUAAAGGGUCGGUUGCGGUGAGUAUGUCAAUUGAAGGGACAAGUUUUUGCUUCGUGGCGGCACAUUUGGCUUCCGGCGAGAAAAAGGGGGACGAGCGGCGGAGAAACCACCAGGUGUCGGAGAUAUUCCGGCGAACAUUUUUCGCCAGAUCGCCUAAAGAUGAUGAGUAUCCAAAUCCACAUCAUCCUCCUCUCACCAUCUUAGGACAUGAUCAAAUAUUUUGGUUUGGGGAUCUGAACUAUAGGCUGUAUUUAGAGGACAGUUUUGCAAGGCAGUUGAUUAAGAAACAAGACUGGGAAGCAUUGCAAGAGUUUGAUCAGCUACGGAAAGAACAAGAAGCUGGUGGAGUAUUUCAAGGAUGGAGAGAAGGGAAUAUAGAGUUUGCCCCUACUUACAAGUAUUCUUCAUCAAAUUGCAAUCGCUAUUCAGGUGGUCCUCUAAGAAGGACAGGAGAGAAGCAAAGAACUCCAGCAUGGUGUGACAGAAUUCUAUGGUAUGGAAAAGGAGUGAGGCAACUCUCCUAUUUCAGAAGUGAAAGUAAGUUCUCUGAUCACAGACCAGUCUCUGCCCAAUUUUUAUCACAUAUUGACCUGCUGGAAACCACAAAUCCAAGAGUUAUUGCUCUCAGCAAAUUUCUUCCCUCCAUACCUUCUCCCAAACAGAUGGUGAAGGGGGAAACUAAUGAAGAAUCAAAAUCUACCCUGGCAGCAUUGAUGGUAAAGGAUAGGGAAGAAUCAGCGAAAUUCAUAGAACAAAGAUAUAGAACAAUUACAGAGUAAGAAAGUUACUGGGAGCUCGGGGAUUACGACUGCAGGCUGGUGCAAAAUCGAGACCUACAAUAUUCAUGCCAAUUAUGCAGAAACGAGUGGAUGCACACACAACAAUUGAGUAUAUAUCUAAGAUGCUACAGUACAAAACAAUUGUUGUUUCUUAGAGAAGUUCAAUUGGUCUCGUUUACCUCAGGAAUGUUGUCCAAGGCCUCCGUAUUGUCUUUGAAACAUUGAGGGCAAAUGCAACUUUUCAGCAGUUCUUCACUGAUAUGAUCAUAUGUCAGUUCAAAUCCAGAAUUCAGCUUAUUGAUGGUCAAAGUGCCCAAAGUUCGUGAAAGCUUACUAACAUAUAUAUUCAGAGCUAAAGACAGUAUAUAUUAUCUCAUCAAUUGACUUUUGACUACUAUGCAUUACGUUUUAGUGAUUCAGGAAAGGGAGCUUAAUCCUAUAGACCAUUAUAUUAAUGGCAAAUCUUUUGUAAAUUUACUAAAUACUAAUACAACGGAGGAUAUCGGAUUAAGUAUUCCGAAAAUCAAUAGCACUAAAGAAAAUUUAGCACUUGAAUAUUAGGUCAUAUUUCAUAAAUUUAUAUAAUCACUCAAGGAUAUCUAACGGCAGCUUCCAAAUCUGUUUGUCCUUUCACCAUCAUCAACAUUGCAGCCCUCCUUUGCUCAAGAUAAAUCUUCGUUUCCCGAUUCUGCAAGAGCAAUUAUUCCAUGGCAUCAUUUAAAAAUACAGUUUCACUGAGAGAGGGGAGGACAAGGUGGAUUUAUAUUAAUGCAGGGUAUAUGGAAACCUAUUGAAAAUAUGAUUUUCUCUUUUGAGAUAUUGAUAGGGAUCCUACUAGAUCUUGAUUUACAGCUUCCAUUUUUCUUUUCUUGAUUUUGAAUGAUCGCCAUUGGUUACCGAGCCCAAUUUAUAGCUCAAUACAAUUGCAAUAAAAGAGAGUUUUUCGAUUUUGACUACCA